This is a messenger RNA of Klebsormidium nitens, 1299 nucleotides long. NCBI's taxonomy places the organism in Eukaryota, Viridiplantae, Streptophyta, Klebsormidiophyceae, Klebsormidiales, Klebsormidiaceae. The record is from the annotation of a GenBank genome assembly.
CAUCGGUGUUGGCAAUUGCCAAUGCCAGUGCCACCGUGACCAAGGGUCCAGCGCGCCUAGACGUGCAGGGAAUUGUCCUGAGGUUGAGGUGCUCAACCCGCAAAUCUAAGGCAAGACAAUGGAGGCCAUUGUAGGAUAUUGUGGCUGUGAAGGGUUUGGUGUCGCUCUUGGAACCUGCUCUCAGCGAAGCGACAAUGCCUUUGGCAAUGCGCUCACCAGACGGAUCGCAAUGCCGCCUCAGCACAGCCAAAGCACCCGUCAAGGACUUUCCUCUUCCUUGAUUUACACCGCUGGUAAGAAGAGGCUAAGUUUAGCGUCAGCAGUCCAGGAUGACAGGAACGUCUGGGGCUCAGAUGAUGGCAUGGGGGCCAAUGCGGAGUUUCAAGUGGAGCUGGAGCGAGUCAUGCAGGAGGGCGAUGCACCGCGCCUGAUGGAGAAGUUACAAACAGCAGAGGACAGGGUGCUCAGAGCGGAGGCAGCACGCAAGUUGUUGGAGGAGAAGCUGACUGAGGUGGCCAACAUGAAAGCGGAGCUGGCGCGUGCCAGCGAGGAAGCGGAGCUGGAAGAGGCUGAUGAAGGGGUAACUGCUGCUGCGCGCCUUGUGGCUGAGGCGGAGGCGGAGGUGGCACUACGACGCGAGGAGGUGCUCCAGGCACGGGCCAAACAGGGGGCCAACAAGUGGAGCACCCCUGGCGUAGAUGAAGACAAGGAGCGCAUUGAGUCAGGGAAGGCAGCGGCCAUCGCAGUUGCUACAGGGCUGGCGGCCAGUCUGCCGGUGGUGCUGGCGGGGCGCGGCCCCGAGUCGAGUCUAGUGAGCCUGGUGGUGAGCGAGGGAGCCAUCCUUGCCACUUGCGCGCUGUUUGGCGUGUGCUACCGCUACAUGAUUCGGCGGGACACCCAGAACACGCACCUCAAGGGAGGAGUGGUGGCGGCCUUUGGACUCACACGCGGUCUUGCACAGGUUGCGACGACAUCACAGCUGGCUGGCUCUAGCCCAGCAGCUGUGGAAACGUUGUUAAAAUCGGCGUUAGAUGCUGGGGAGAGUGUGAUAUUCCUAGCGUUUGCUGCUGCCGCCCUUGAUUUUUGCAUGCAAACUGGACGAUUGAAUGCAUUCCCGUCAGUCACUGAACUCGAAGAUGACACGAAAAGCUAGCUGAUGAUGAAGGCACACAAGCAAGAGGAGUGGUCAACUUCUUGGUGGAACGCUGCUUGAUCGGUUCUGCAUGCUCGGCUGCAAAAUUUGAUGAGGCCGGACAACAAUAAACAUAGCUUCUUGUUCAUCCAUAUCUGACAUCUCGC